GAGCGCCUUUGUUGCCCGCAUGCUGCCGCUAUCGAAACGGCUUCUUCUUUCAGCUUGAAGCAGAAAAGCGAAUGGAACAGCAGAAGUUGCUGGCGCACCGCAAGCGACGAAGACUCGAACGUCAGAGGCGUGAGCGCCACGUGCGUGACUAUUGCGCAGUCGUGACACAUGCACUGCAAGGGACCGUCACCCGAGUCUUGUGUGCGGCUCUUUGGAGGUGGCGAAAUGCGGCAGCGGCGAUGCCAAGAAAGGCUCGUAGCAAAGCACCUUCUCCAAAUACAGAUGCUACGACUUUGGCGAAAGGCGGUGACCAAAUGGACGUCGAGCAUGCAGGAUCAGAUCUCGACGUCGACUCAUCA
This is a messenger RNA of Amoebophrya sp. A25, 359 nucleotides long. NCBI's taxonomy places the organism in Eukaryota, Dinophyceae, Syndiniales, Amoebophryaceae. The record is from the annotation of a GenBank genome assembly.